Messenger RNA from Hordeum vulgare subsp. vulgare (domesticated barley), 2179 nucleotides. RefSeq names its product zinc-finger homeodomain protein 7-like. Bases 510 to 1895 code for a protein of 461 amino acids. The record is from RefSeq and is a predicted model, not a curated record. Gene Ontology annotation, molecular function: transcription cis-regulatory region binding; DNA-binding transcription factor activity. Gene Ontology annotation, cellular component: nucleus. Lineage: Eukaryota; Viridiplantae; Streptophyta; Magnoliopsida; Poales; Poaceae. The transcript has a single exon. Gene Ontology annotation, biological process: regulation of developmental process; regulation of DNA-templated transcription.
ACUCCCAGCAGGCAGCGGGCGGCCACUUUCUCUCUGCCGUCACCUCGCCAACCCCUUUGCGCGCGCGCCCUCUUUCCCUUCACCCCGCUUCCUGCUCGCCCUGGUUUCUUUCUUUUGACAUAGAUAAGACGGGCUAGCGAGAUAGAUAGAUAGAGAGAUAGAUAGAUGCAGAUAGUAGAUAGCUAGCUCUCUCCCAAGGAGACAUUCCCCGCUUUAUGGAUGCCAUGUGGUUACUGACCGCCACUAUGCUCACCCUAAUAACCCAUCGCUAACCAGCCUGCCACCAUAUCAUCCUCCGUUAAGCUCAGCUCCCUUGCCCUCUUUCCCCCUUGAGGCCAACACCCCCCUCCCUGCUCCACCACAAACCUAGCUAUAAGUUUCCAGCUUACAAGUUAGAACAAGUCACAACACAGCACAGCACAGCACAGCACGCCCCAACAACCCCACCGCCCAAGAAACACACCACGGCAAAGAAUCUCCGGUCCUAAUCGCACCGGAGCGAGCCGUCCAUGGAGUACAAGAGGCCAUCGCAUGUGGAGGAGGACGAGGAGCUGGACGGGGAGGAGGAGGAAGAGGAGGAGGACGAUGAGGAGGAGGACGAGGAGGAAGACGAGGAGCAGGAAGAGGGGGUGAUGAGGGAGGACCGUCGGCACCAGCACCAGCACCAGCACCAUCAUCGUCAUCACUACACCACGGCGCCCGCCACGGCCGCGCCCCCGCAGCACCUGCACAUGCACGGCCGAGCUCCCCAGGUUCUUGGCUCGCCUGCCGCGGCUGCUUCCUCGCCCUCCUCGUUGAUGGAGGCAGCCGCUUUCUCCAGGCCCCUCCUGCCUCCCAACUCCUCCCUCGUCUCCUCGCCGCCGCCGCCGCCGCAGGCGCCGCCCGGCUUCCUCUUGCCCCAGCACCAGCAUCCCAACCGGAGAAGGAUGGACAGUGAGAGGGAGCGGGAGAGAACGGUGGAGGCAGCACCUGGGGAGGCCCACCGCCAGCACCACCACCAGCAGCAGCCGCAGCACCAGCGCCAGCGCCAGCAUGAGCCGGCAAGAAACGGCGUUCUUGGUGGUGGCGCCAUGCCUCCCCCGCCGCCUACGCUUGCCAUCGUCACCGGCUCCUCCACAAGGGCACCGGGCGAGCACGGUGGCGCCACGGGACCGGAGCCGUUGCCGUGGAGGUACAGGGAGUGCCUGCGGAACCACGCCGCGCGGAUGGGCGCGCACGUGCUCGACGGCUGCGGCGAGUUCAUGCCGUCCCCGGGCGACGGGGUGGCCGCGCUGGCCUGCGCCGCGUGCGGCUGCCACCGCAGCUUCCACCGCCGCGAGCCGGUGCUGGUGGUCCCCUCGCCCUCGCCGUCCCCGGCCUCCGCCGUGGUGUCCCCCUCCGCGACCCCAGCCGGCGCCAACUCCCGGCUCAUGCCGCUCCUCCUCGCCCCGCCGCACAUGCAGCAGAAGCGCCCGGCCGUCCCGGCGUCCCCGAUGUCCGCGCCCGCCGCGCUGGCCGAGUCGUCGAGCGAGGAGCUGCGCGCCCCGCCGCCGCCUCCGCCUCCGCCGCAGGCGCAGGCGGCCGUGGGGUCGGCCUCCGCGCCCCCGGCGCCGAGCAAGAAGCGGUUCCGGACCAAGUUCACGCCGGAGCAGAAGGAGCGCAUGCUGGAGUUCGCGCACCGCGUGGGCUGGCGCGUCCAGAAGCCCGACGGCGGGGUGGUGGACGCCUUCUGCGCGCAGGUCGGCGUCCCCCGCCGCGUCCUCAAGGUGUGGAUGCACAACAACAAGCACCUCGCCAAGACCUCGCAGCCGCUGCCGCCGCUCCACCACGACCAUCCUCCUCCUCCUCCUCCCCACCACCAGCACCACCACCCGCCGCCGCCCCACCAGCAGCAGCAGCAGCAGCACGGCGCAUGAGCGAGCAGCAGCAGCGACACAAUGCUAGAGGACGCAUUAGCCAUUAGCAAUUUUUAUUUAUCCCGUGUAAUUCCCGUAACCUCAUCGUUGUCAGGUGUUAACUCAUGCGUCGGCAGUCACUUAGGAGGAGGGAGUAGACCAGUAAUGUGAUGAGGCAGGCAUGCAUGCAUGCAUUCCAUCUUCCUCUUGCUCAUUGCUUCCAUGGACAAAUAACAACGGUUAGGUUAGCAUGGUGAACCCAAAUGCUUCUUGCUUAGAUCCUACUACUACUACAUUGAAGAUUC